Klebsormidium nitens is the source of this 1526-nucleotide messenger RNA. NCBI's taxonomy places the organism in Eukaryota, Viridiplantae, Streptophyta, Klebsormidiophyceae, Klebsormidiales, Klebsormidiaceae. The record is from the annotation of a GenBank genome assembly.
CCCACACCUGCCGGAUUCAUGGCGGCUCUCUGCAAAUUGCUCGAUGAUCAGCUAGUCCUAGCCGCUGGUUUGAAAACAGCUUUGCUUUUUGCCUUGAGCAGCGUUUUGCAAAGGGGACAAGGGGGAGCUGUCGGCAGUGCUGUCUGCGCUUUUACCUACUUCUCAUAAGCGCGAGCUGCUUUUUGGCAUUGCCGGUUUCCAAUCACUAUGGCGCUUGUACAUUCCUCAGCGUCUGCAUCAUUUUUAUGCGGGUGUGGGAGGUGGGACUUUACUGAGCAAGCAACCCAACGAUCGAGACAGCUGAGCACGCAGGUGCAGAUUAGCAGCCCCGCCACAGUAGUCGCUUCAAACUCCCGAGGCUCACAAAACGGGUCGGCUGGGGACGCUUCUCGACUGCGGAAGGAAGUGCGAUUUACUCCGAGGGCAUCUCCAGUUCUUGAAGAGCUCAGACUUCUAUCAGAUGCUGCUGCUGAAGCACAGGCGGCUAAGAAAGGGGACUGGAUCACGGGUUUGAUGAAAAAACUUCCAGGGAAGCAGAGCAUGAAGCAAGCCAGAAAGAGUGUGAUUGGACUAGAGGAACCAAUCAAGGAGUUGUUCGACUACGCCAGCGAACACAACCCUCUGGAGGAUCGGUCAAAGAGCUCAACGAUGCAUGGCAAGCAGCUUUACAGAACAAGGGAAGAAGCUCCUUGUGGGGAGUACCUGUUUGAUCCGGAGCCUCAGGCCGAGCAGGCAAGCUCACGGGGCAACGGAAAGGCUCGCAGGGAUCCCAGCAUCCUUCCAAGCCAGUGGGAUCAAGAGCUUAAGAGAUCAACUCCUCCAGGCAGUCCGGCCAAGCUUGGGGGAGGCUUAAAGGACUCCCUUAGCAAAGAGCAGAUGCUAGCUCUGGCGGGUGCUUCCAUGGUUGGUGAGGGUGACGGCCUCGCAAGCGCGAAGGCUGGUCAAGGGAAUGGCACGGUAGAUAGACGGAAUGUGGUGUUACAAGGAGUUCAGCAGGUAACGAGCACGAUUGAGCAGUGGGCUGAGAAUGUCAGGAAGUAAAAGGCGGUGUCAUUUCUGAGCCUAUGCCGAGCUCAAACAUUUAGCUUGGGUACGAGGAUCCUGAUCAUCCAGAGUUGAGACCCCGGAACCUGAGUUCACAUCAAGAUCCGAGGCCAGGAGAAGGACGGAGCUACCGUUCAUUAGUCUUUUCUAGUUGUGCAUCAACGCAUUAUUGAAGGUGAGGACUAAAUAGCAGAGAACAUGAUCUGUCCAGUUUCGUAGGCAGAGCUGUCCGCUUUUCUCAUUUGAAGACAACUCAUUCCGUGUUCGACAGCCCCCUAGGAAAUCAUGGUAUACUAACGCACUUGCACGUUAGAAGCCGUUGUACAUAGUUGAGGUGAUUGCGGUGCAAAAGCAUACUUGACUGAGUUAGCUUUCAGUGACCAGACCAAGUAUUCAGCAUUAAUUCCUGAAGAGAGCCAAAGAUUUUAAACUUGGAUGUUGAUUCUGAGGUGUCCGACCUUUCUUCGACCAAUGAGUAGCGU